Molecule: messenger RNA, 723 nt
Organism: Trifolium pratense (red clover)
Lineage: Eukaryota; Viridiplantae; Streptophyta; Magnoliopsida; Fabales; Fabaceae
Exons: 1
Coding region: 45-581 (178 amino acids)
Source: RefSeq, a predicted model, not a curated record
UGCAUGUAAUGCAAUUGUCGCAUUAAAUUAAUGUCUUACAUAAGAUGAAUUUCACAACUUAUAUAACCAAGCUACUACUAUGUAGCCAUUGUGUAAUUAAGCACACAACAAAACAAAGGAUGUCUUUGGUGACUGAGGAAAUCAAAUUGAAAUCAGAAGUAUACCAUGGUCACCAAAUAUGUGAACUGAAAUACAAAGAGCUUCUCAAAGUAAUGGCUCUUCCAAACAAUCUUUUACCAUUGAAAGACAUCAAAGAGGUUGGUUACAACAAAGAAACAGGUUUUGUUUGGCUGAAACAGAACAAAAGCAUAAUACACAAGUUUGAGAAAAUUGGGAAACUUGUUUCAUAUGCUGCUGAAAUGACUGCACAUAUUGAACAUGGUAAGGUCAAGAAACUCAAUGGUGUCAAAACUAAAGAGCUUUUGAUUUGGAUCACACUUAGUGAUAUUUAUGUUGAUGAUCCACCAAUUGGUAGUAAAAUCACUUGCAAAACUCCUCUUGGAUUAUCUAAAACAUUUCCUCUUUCUGCUUUUGAGGUUGAAGAAGAGAAGUCAAGUGAUGUUCAACGUAAAUAUCACUGAAACUGUUGCAGCUGGUGUCAAAGAGGUCUAAUUUUUCUUUUAUUUUUGCUUGCUUAUGUUAUGAGUGUAGUGUGCCUAAACCCUUUUUUAUUUGUAUUCAUGUAAGAAAUAUGGAUGAUAAAAUACCAGUUUCUGCUAAUAA